AAGCACUAUUGUUCCAAAGAUUUCUGACUAUUUCAUGUACAAGUUGGUCAGAAACUGUAACUAUUUUAUUGUGGGAGACUGUAUUUCAAAUCUUUCUCCCCUUGUGCGGAGAGUUCCGGAGGAAUUAACCCUGGAUCUCUAACAUCCCAGAAACCAUUAAAAACUCAGAAAAAGAAAGGGAAUGGAACCGAGAGAUAAAAUAUUAAUCCUAAAAUACUUUCUAAGCAUCUUCAAUGGAAUUUUCUUGGUUUUAGCUCUUAUGCUUAUGAUGUUCAGUGUGUGGCUUCUAAUUGAUAGAAACAAUUUAUUCACUGUUCUAUCUUUCACAGGUGAGAACCACUUGAUAGCAUGCAUUUCUUAUAUGUUGCUUGGCACUGAAUCCAUUGUUGUUUUUAUUUCAUUCUUGGGAUUCCUAGGAAUCUUUGAAGAAAUCAGAUGGUUACUAAUUCUGUAUCUGGGACUCAUAGUCUUGCUGUUUGGUGUCCAAGUUGCAAUGCCAGUGCUAAUAUAUACAAGAAAAGAAGAGGUCCAGAUUAUGUGGAAUGACAGAAUUGAUGCAGUUAUUUCUAACUAUGGUAACAAAAAUCUGACUGGAAGAGAACAUGAGUGGGAUAUUCUGAAUGCUGUGCAGAAUACUGGAUGUGACGAGUAUAUUAAAAUGCGGUUUGAAAACAACAGUUUGGUCUUAAUUGCAAUUAAUAUUGCACUGCUAACUGUAGAGGUCCUCCUGUUCACAUUAGGUGUAUUGCUGUUCAAAAACAUCAAGAAGAAUAAAAUUUCACUAAAGGAAUAAAGAAAGAUUUUUGGUGUUGUUAUAUUGCAUGAAUUAUCUAAUAAUUCUUUAAUCUAGAGGUUCCCAAACUUUUCUUAUUGUGUACCCCCUUCCAGAUCUACCAGGUUCCCAUGUGCCUCUACCCUUCUCAUCACUGAUACUUUGUGUGUUCUUCUUAAUACUACCAGUCUUUAGCCAUCUGUCCAUAUUUCACUAUGUACAGAUAUAGUUAUAGUGUGACAUAUACAACCAAAAAACCCCUAAAUUCUGAGCUAAGUUAGACUGGACAGUUGCUGGGCAACUGAACCUGUGCUGUACGGUGAUUGGAGAUGAGGACAGGGCUGGAUUUACACCUUACUCACUCCUAGGCACAGCAUCUUCACUCCCCCCUCCCCUGACUACAUUUGACCUUUGUGUUGCACACAAUUUUAGAGAGAUAAGGCACCCCUAGAAUGCUAGCACCCUUAGGGACGUGCCCUACUAUGUCCAACCCUGGGUGAGGACUCUGUACAUCAGCAUCUUUGUGUAUCUGUGUUCUCAUUGAUACAUCAUGAAGUAAAUUACCCAUGAAGUGAAUUAUAUAACAAAUUCCCACAGAGUUUUAAAGAUUUGUCUGGGUAGCCUAUUAUGAAAAUGUCAUAAAUAAAAUAAUUAAUAAAUAAAAUCCACCGUUACAAAAUUUUUCCUGCGUUCCCCCCAGAGAUGUGUUGAAUACCCCUAGGAGUACGCAUGUCAGAGUUUGGGAACCUUUGCUUUAAUCUGACCCUUCAAGUCAAAGGAAAGACUCAUAUUAAAAUCAGUGAUGUUUGGCUCAGACCCUAAAAUAUCACAAUUACUCUGAUAUAUUUGUAAUUUAUGUGUUGAUAUAGAAAAUAUCCCAAUGGCUAUAGCGGCCUUCUGUGUACUGCAUAACAUAUGUGCAUUUAUGUCUUGAUACAUUUGUGUAUUGUUUGUAGUCUUGGUUAUGAUAUUUAUACUACAGAGACAUACAGACUAAAGUAUCAAGCACUUUCCCAUUA
Gopherus evgoodei (Goodes thornscrub tortoise) is the source of this 1791-nucleotide messenger RNA. RefSeq names its product tetraspanin 19 (gene TSPAN19). The record is from RefSeq and is a predicted model, not a curated record. Bases 182 to 793 code for a protein of 203 amino acids. Gene Ontology annotation, cellular component: membrane. The transcript has 9 exons. NCBI's taxonomy places the organism in Eukaryota, Metazoa, Chordata, Testudines, Testudinidae.